Messenger RNA from Magnolia sinica, 2115 nucleotides. RefSeq lists its product as uncharacterized. Gene Ontology annotation, molecular function: protein binding. NCBI's taxonomy places the organism in Eukaryota, Viridiplantae, Streptophyta, Magnoliopsida, Magnoliales, Magnoliaceae. The coding region runs from base 224 to 1837 and encodes 537 amino acids. The record is from RefSeq and is a predicted model, not a curated record. The transcript has 7 exons.
UCAGAUGAAAAAGGUGUUGCCCUACACAGGGGUCCUCUUCAUUCUUCUUUUCGUUAUACCCUCUUACGGAAAUUUCCUUUUCCUUUUCUCUUUCUUCCUCUCUUGCUUUUUCAGCUAAAUAAAUAAGCUGAGACUGAGAUUGAGAGGAGCGAGAGAUUUUGCAUUGUACCUGCCUGAGUUCAAAGAAAACGAGAAAGGUAAAAAAAAUAAAAAAUAAAAAAUAAUGAACCCGCCGCCGAUUCUGAAGAAGUUGAAGGUGGAGGAGGCGAUCGCAACAGAUGAGAAGGAAGACGUGAAGUUGGUAUCGAUCGCUGAGCAAGAAGAAGCUCUGGUAGCUCUCACAGAGCAUCUCAAGAAGAGGAUAACCGAUUGCAAAUCUCAGCUGGAAGAAGCUGAGAGGAGGUUGCAAGAUUCAGAGUCUCGGCUAGCUUGUCUUAGAUCCCAACGCAGCACAAUAGGAUCAAGUAAAGCUGCGAGCAAUGGCAUUGAGCAUGUGAAAGUGGAGUGCAAAGCUGCAAGCCCUAUCCAUGAAAGCCAGCAUCGGACACAGGCCCAAUGUAAACCUCAACUUCUUAUUCCUGCAGUGAACCCCAAGGUUGCACAACCUCCAAAGUUGGCAGAGACUAGUAUGAAGGCGUCAAUUAAUCCUGGCAGCAGACCGAAGGCAUCACUUCCUGCUCAACAUAACAAUGUUGGAAAAUUAAAAAGAGAUGUUUCUCGCAGACCCUUUCCUGACAAGGAAGCCCUUGACUUACAGGAUAAGGCGACUAAAAGGAAGUUUGAACAGAAGGAGCAUAGGGACUUGAUUCCGAUGAUACGUAGCUGCUCGUCACCAUGCACAGUCCGCUGCCAACCUGGUGUCCACAUCUCUAGUCAACACAAGCGGAAGUUGAGAAGUCUUGCACUAAAUCCAGUCAAUGAUCAACUCUUUGUGACAAGCGCAUUGGAUGGGUUUGUGAACUUAUGGCAACUUCAGGCCAAAGGAUCUAAUGCAUCAUUACUUAGUUAUACCGAUUGUGUUUCCCCAAAGCAAAGGAGAUGGCCCGAGGAUAUAGCCUGGCACCCUGACGGAGAUAGCCUAUAUUCUGUGUAUACUGCUGAUGGUGGUGAUUCCCAGAUCUCAAUUCUGAAUCUCAAUUCCUCACAGGAAAAAAGAGUUACCUUUUUAGAAGAAAAGCCUCAUCUCAAGGGCAUUAUAAACAGUAUCAUUUUCAUGCCUUGGGCUGAUCUAUGUUUUACAACUGGUGGGAGUGACCAUGCUGUGGUACUCUGGAACAAGAAAGAUGGUGAAAACUCAUGGAAACCGAAGGCAUUGCACCGAAACCUACAUUCUUCUGCUGUCAUGGGAGUUGCUGGAAUGCAGCAAAAGCAGAUAGUAAUAUCUGCAGGUGCAGACAAACGAAUUGUUGGAUAUGAUCUACUGUCAGGGAGAGCUGAUUACAAACAUCAAAUUGAAAGCAAAUGCAUGAGUGUUCUACCUAAUCCAGCUGACUUCAAUCUAUUCAUGGUGCAAACAGGGGCUCCUGAGAAGCAGCUUCGGCUAUUUGAUAUCAGGUUAAGGCAGACAGAGAUUCAUGCGUUUGGGUGGAAACAAGAAAGCAGUGAGUCACAGUCGGCUCUGAUAAACCAGGCAUGGUCUCCUGAUGGUCUAUACAUCACCUCCGGCUCGGCGGACCCAAAGAUCCAUAUCUUCGAUAUUAGAUAUAAUGGUCGCAACCCCUCCCAAUCGGUGAAAGCUCACCAAAAACGGGUUUUCAAAGCUGUAUGGCACCACUCCCUACCACUUCUCAUCUCCAUUUCUUCGGAUCUGCACAUUGGGUUGCACAAGAUUAUUUAGGAGUCUUAAGGGAUACCCAUUAAUUGUAUUCAUCUUUCUUUUAGCUCAUUUUUUUGUUUAAUGGAGGAAAAUCACUGCAUUUGUAUCAAGGUCACCCUAAUUGAUGUUUCAUUGUAUGACAAGUUGGCCAUGUAAGCUCUGGCCAAGGUUUUUGAUGGUUUAAAAACCUCAAAGAGGUGUAGGAUUUGAGGAUGGGUAUAGCUGUAUCAAAAUCCAAAAUUCCAACAAACAGGAAGAUCCGUAGCAUUUGUUUAUAUAUAAUGUUUUCCUUUAAAAUU